Messenger RNA from Tarenaya hassleriana, 2431 nucleotides. RefSeq lists its product as uncharacterized. The record is from RefSeq and is a predicted model, not a curated record. Lineage: Eukaryota; Viridiplantae; Streptophyta; Magnoliopsida; Brassicales; Cleomaceae. Gene Ontology annotation, biological process: regulation of photosynthesis, light reaction. The transcript is spliced from 10 exons.
UCACGCUCAAAGGCGCUUCGGCAACUGCUUGCUUCGUCACUCUCACUCGCAUUUCACGAGCCACUACUGCUCCAAUUCUCACCCCCUCGAAUGCCUCAUCGUCAAUGUCACUUGGCAGGCUCCCCAGCUUCGUCCAUGGCGUUCACACUAUCAACAACCUCCUCUAUUCCUUCAACGAGUCCCCCGCUCUUGUUGUUUUGCCCCUUUCUUCCUGCCCUAUCCGAGUUUUCUCCGCCUCCGCCGUAGCCGGUGCCGGUGGCGCUGCUUCUACCAGGAGCCACCGGGCGAGGAGGAACGGCCGCGGCGGAGAUGAAACCGGUGUGAAGAGACGGGAUCAUGCUCUAGGUAUUGCGGAAGAGGACGACGAAAGAGGGGAGAGAAAAGUGCGAUGUGAGGUCGAUGUGAUCUCAUGGAGGGAACGGAGGAUUCGAGGCGAAAUCUGGGUCGAUGCAGACGUUCAAUCCGUCUGGAAUUCUCUCACUGAUUACGAGCGACUCGCCGAUUUCAUCCCCAAUCUCGUUUGCAGCGGGAGAAUUCCGUGCCCACACCCGGGGCGUAUAUGGUUGGAACAAAGAGGCUUUCAAAGGGCGCUGUAUUGGCAUAUCGAGGCUAGGGUUGUCCUCGAUCUCCAGGAAUGCUGAAUGCUAUCUGGUCCAAAUGGCCGUGAACUUCACUUCUCUAUGGUAGAUGGCGACUUCAAAAAGUUUGAAGGGAAGUGGUCUUUGAACUGUGGUACGAGGUCAGAAGGAACUGUCUUAUCGUAUGAAGUGAAUGUGAUUCCGAGAUUUAACUUCCCAGCCAUUUUCUUAGAGAGGAUCAUCAGAUCAGAUCUCCCUGUAAAUCUACAAGCUUUAGCUUGCCAGGCGGAAAGAAAUUAUAAAGGCUAUCCAUGGGGCAGAACAUCUCUGCCAGCCACCCCUUUGCACGGGACUGACUUUGAAGGUCUUCCUUCUGAAAACGGCAAACUUUCCCCCAGAGAAUACGAAGAGAGUUCAGCUACCUUGGGGGUUGGGCAAUUACCUCCUUCAAAUGAGUUGAACAACAACUGGAAUGUGUUUCGAAAAGUCUGCAAACUUGAUAGGCCUUGCACGGUGGAUGAAGUUCAUCUUCGUAGAUUUGAUGGUCUAUUGGAAAACGGAGGUGUUCAUCGAUGUGUUGUUGCGAGCAUAACUGUUAAAGCCCCUGUUCGUGAGGUUUGGAAUGUUCUAACGGCUUAUGAGAGUCUUCCAGAGAUAGUUCCGAAUUUAGCAAUCAGCAAGAUUUUGUCGAGAGAAAACAAUAAAGUCCGCAUAGUUCAGGAAGGAUGCAAGGGCCUAUUGUACAUGGUGCUUCAUGCGCGAGCUGUCCUGGAUUUGCAUGAAUAUCGCGAGCAGGAAAUUAGAUUUGUGCAGGUUGAAGGAGACUUCGACUCACUUCAGGGUAAAUGGCUUUUGGAGCAGUUGGGAAGUCACCACACGCUGCUUAAGUAUACUGUGGAGUCGAAAAUAAGAAAAGACACAUUACUUUCUGAAGCCAUCAUGGAAGAGGUUAUUUAUGAAGAUCUUCCAUCAAACUUAUGUGCAAUACGGGAUUACAUCGAGAAAAGAGAAGGAGAGAAAUCUUUGGAAGCAUGUAAACUGGAAACAAGACAGGUUUCCGAAGAAACAGAUUCAGCAUCUAGUGACACACAGACAGGUUGUAGCGCAGCAGAGGAGACAGUCUAUGAGAGUGGGGGUAUGAAUCAAACUAAGCAGAGACCAAGAAUUCCUGGCCUGCAAAGGGACAUCAAAGUCCUGAAAUCCGAGCUUCUGAAGUUCGUAUCGGAACAUGGACAGGAAGGGUUUAUGCCCAUGAGAAAGCAACUCCGCUUGCACGGGAGGGUUGAUAUUGAGAAGGCCAUUACACGUAUGGGUGGGUUUAGGAGAAUCGCUUCCUUGAUGAAUCUAUCGCUUGCUUACAAACACCGCAAACCAAAGGGAUACUGGGACAAUCUUGAAAAUCUGCAAGAUGAGAUAGGCAGAUUUCAGAAGAAUUGGGGAAUGGACCCGUCAUUCAUGCCUAGCAGAAAGACGUUUGAGCGUGCAGGUCGGUAUGACAUUGCGCGGGCGCUGGAGAAGUGGGGAGGGCUGCACGAAGUGUCGCGGCUCUUGGCAUUGAAAGUGAGGCACCCAAACAGACAAACAAACGCCACCACCAAAGAGAGCAGUAAGAGGAGCGAGUCUGAUGCAACUUUCAUUGCUAAUAAUAGACCUUACGUUUCUCAAGAUACACAUAAAUGGCUCUCCAAACUUAAAGAUCUUGACAUCAAUUGGGUCCAAUAGGAUGGAUAUUAGACUGUUGUUGAUGUAUGUAUGUAUGUACGCAUGCAUUUCGCUGUCCGAAUCCUUUAUUAAAUUGUACAGAGAACUAUGGGUUUCGCUAUAACGUAGAAUGAUAUAUUUUUUUUUGAUAA